Molecule: messenger RNA, 546 nt
Organism: Monomorium pharaonis (pharaoh ant)
Lineage: Eukaryota; Metazoa; Arthropoda; Insecta; Hymenoptera; Formicidae
Exons: 2
Coding region: 1-546 (181 amino acids)
Source: RefSeq, a predicted model, not a curated record
AUGUUUGGUUCGCGAGUUACAGAUUUGAGGGUAAAAAAUAAGGUACUGUGCGUUUGUAAAUAUUGGGUGCUGUGCGUCUGCAAGAAACGGGUGCUGUGCGUUUACGAGAAACGGGUGCUGUGCGCUUACAAGAAACGGGUGCUGUGCGUUUACGAGAAACGGGUGCUGUGCGCUUGUAGAAAACGGGUGCUGUGCGCUUGUAAAAAUCGGGUGCUGUGCAUUUGCAGAAAACGGGCGCUGUGCGCUUGUAAAAAUCGGGUGCUGUGCGCUUGCAGUAAACGGGUGCUGUGCGCUUGUAAAAAUCGGGUGCUGUGCGCUUGCAGAAAACGAGUGCUGUGCGCUUGUAAAAACCGGGUGCUGUGCGCUUGCAGUAAACGGGUGCUGUGCGCUUGUAAAAAUCGAGUGCUGUGCGCUUGUAGAAAACGGGUGCUGUGCGCUUGUAAAAAUCAGGUGCUGUGCACUUGUAAAUAUUGGGUGCUGUGCCCUUAUAAAGGUUGGGUGCUUUGUAUCUGCAAAGAUCUGGUGCUGUGCGCUUGUAUAGAUUGA